Messenger RNA from Clunio marinus, 533 nucleotides. Lineage: Eukaryota; Metazoa; Arthropoda; Insecta; Diptera; Chironomidae. The record is from the annotation of a GenBank genome assembly.
CUUUUUAGAGUAAUCCAGUAAAAUGGCUUCUUCGCAUCUUAACUGGUUGAUCGUGCGUGAUCAUAACUCAUUUUUGAUUAAGCAGCGAAAUCUUCGCAAACCCUUCAGCAAGGAGGCCAACAACUUGAUGAAUGUCAGCACAUUCCGAUAUUCAGGAUUGGUUCACACAAAAUCCCUCGGUGUCGUUCCUUCAGUUGACAAGAAAGGUGUCAUCUUAGUCUACAAAAAGGCCAAGAAAGCUAAUAAGCCGGCUGAAAGUACCGGCCGUAUCACCUUCAAAUCGGGACAAAAACGUACAUUGAAGAAGAUUAAGAACGUAAUCAAGUCACAGAAGUACCGCCCCGACCUCCAGCAAGCUGCCUUACGUCGUGCAAGCGCAAUUUAUCGUUCACAGAAGACAAAGCCCACGAAGAAGACAAAAGGAGCUGCCAAGAAAGCUGAGUAACUUCAAUCCAUAGGUUUUCUUUCCAUCGACAGCCAACAUUUCUUUGUGAAAACAAAAAAUUACAAUAAAAGCAUAAAAAAACCUGAAA